Messenger RNA from Aspergillus thermomutatus, 1140 nucleotides. Its product is annotated as TFIIH/NER complex subunit TFB3. Gene Ontology annotation, cellular component: transcription factor TFIIH holo complex. Gene Ontology annotation, molecular function: cyclin-dependent protein serine/threonine kinase activator activity. Bases 1 to 1140 code for a protein of 379 amino acids. Lineage: Eukaryota; Fungi; Ascomycota; Eurotiomycetes; Eurotiales; Aspergillaceae. The transcript has 3 exons. Gene Ontology annotation, biological process: positive regulation of cyclin-dependent protein serine/threonine kinase activity; regulation of transcription by RNA polymerase II; nucleotide-excision repair. The record is from RefSeq and is a predicted model, not a curated record.
AUGUCUCCUUCUCGCGAUGCCCUCGCUCAUCGCGGGGAUGAAGAUGAGGUUUGUCCCGUUUGCAAAUCAUCCCGCUACUUGAACCCGGAUAUGCGAUUCCUUAUCAAUCCAGAAUGCUACCAUAAGAUGUGCGAGUCAUGUGUGGAUCGGAUUUUCUCGUCGGGCCCUGCCAACUGCCCUGUCGCAGGAUGCCAUAGAACUUUGCGGAAGAAUCGGUUCAGAAGGCAGACAUUUGAGGAUAUCGGGGUGGAAAGGGAGGUGGAUAUACGGCGCCGAGUGAUGUCGAUUCUCAAUCGCCGCGAGGAGGAGUUCGACUCGAAACGGGCAUGGGACGACUUCCUUGAACAGCGUGAAGAAAUUAUUGCGAAUCUCGUCCACGGUACAGACGUAGCAAAGACAGAGGCAGAUCUCCAGAAAUACGCUCAAGAGAACAUGAACUCCAUUCGGGCCAACCGCGCGCUCGAAGCCCAGGAGGCAUCCUCUUUCCAAGAACAGCAGACACAUGAACAGGAGCUCGCACGUAUCCGCCGGGAGGCAGCAAGGCAAGAAUACGAGAACGAACGACGAGAUCUUAUCGCUGGCCGGGAAGACUAUCUCGCCCGGCUUGCCGCUGGAAAACCAGGCGAUGCUGCCACCAUUGCCCGCGAGAGCCACAAAGUCCUCCUCAAGAAAUCAUCGGCGCGGCGUAGCGAGGAAGACCGAAUCCGUCAGAAGCAGGCCGCCCUGCGCGGCUCGGAGCUCAAGAAGCUCGGCCAGGCAGCCAACACUGCGGAGCGCGCAGGUGCAGCAGACACAGGCCUCAUCAAGGGUCUCAAGAAGAUUAAGACCCCGGAGCCCGAGAAGCCCUACGAUCCAUUUGGCGGCCUCGUUCCCAACAAGCGCGACUACUAUACCCUACGCGAUCACUACCCAUCGAGUUACCUCGACCCAAUCAGACAGGACACCCGUAUGCAGGCAGGUGGGUACGAUUUACGGGAAUAUUACUCUCGUACCCUGCUCGAGGCAUUUGCAGGCUUGGGUUGCUUUAUCGAUGAGGAAGUAUCUAAACGUGAUGCUACGAGUACAACUGGGAUCUCAAAGCCUGUAGCCACUGAGGGGGCAGCAAUGGCUGCUGUAUCGGGCUCUAAGGGAAGAGCAUGA